This is a messenger RNA of Silurus meridionalis, 2470 nucleotides long. RefSeq names its product calcium binding and coiled-coil domain 1a (gene calcoco1a). The coding region runs from base 217 to 2148 and encodes 643 amino acids. The record is from RefSeq and is a predicted model, not a curated record. NCBI's taxonomy places the organism in Eukaryota, Metazoa, Chordata, Actinopteri, Siluriformes, Siluridae. The transcript has 15 exons.
ACAACAUUUCCCAUGAAUCAAAGGAAGCGUGCAAAAAAAAAAAAAAAAGCCCAUGUCUUUGUUGUUGUUGUGGAAAGGCACAGCUCGUGAUAACAACUUUUUAGACUAAAACCACUGAUGACAUUGAAGCUGAAGCUGAUCUCGUGCCUGUCUUUUGAAAGAAACCCCAAGCAGUGAGCAGGUGAAUGAGCACUGAGGCACAGUUUUCUUCUGGCCAUGGAGAAAGAAUGGACGGUGGAGUUUCAGAACAUGGGCAGCAGCUACUUCCCGCAGAGUCGAGUGGAAUGCCACUACAGCAUCAGCGCUCAGCACAGCUGGGCUAGCAGCGACUGGAUCGGCCUGUUUAAGGUUGGCUGGUCAUCUUUGAGAAACUACCAUACAUUUGUGUGGGCUCUGGUUCCAAGCAACUACAAGGAAGGGACUGAUGUUAACUGCUGCGUCCACUUCCAAGCUUGCUAUUUGCCAGGCCCCAGUGCUGAGCAGUACCAAUUUGUGUAUGUGGAUGGGAAAGGCGAAGUGUGUUCCUGCAGCUCCGCUUUCACUUUCUGUGCUCCAAAGCCACUGGAGGAGCUGGUGACCCUAGAGCAAACCCUGGAGGGAGGAGAAGUCAGCGAGGACAUGCUGGUUGUCAUUCCCAAGGCCGAGCUUCUGCAGAGCCGGCUGGAGGAGUGUCUAAAAGAGAGGGCUGACUUAUUACUGGCUCUAGAAGUAGCAGAGAGAAGCCGUGAACAUGAGCGAAAGUGCUUAGAAAGGACCAAAGCGGCAUGGGAGCAGAGGAGCAAGGAGCUGGAAGGGGAACUCAGGCACACCAGAGAGCAAAUGGAGGACAUGAAGAAGAAGCAGGAGAUGGCAGCUCUGACCGGGGUUCUGCAGGAGGAGAAGCAGGCCCUGCAAGUUAAAGAAGCGGCCAGUGGGCAGAGGAUCAGCCAGCUGGAGGACGACAUCAGGGUGCUCACCCAGAAAGCCCUGGAGAGAGAGACAGAUCUAGAGAGGGUGAAGGAGCGAGCCAAAAAAGCUGCAGCCCAAAAAAAAGAAAUAGAAGCUGAACACAAGAAUAUUAAGAUGAAGCUGGAGCAGACAGAGAAGGAGCUGCAUAGCCUAUCUACAGAGUUCCAGAGUCUGAGAAGUUCCCUGGCUCAGAGAGACACGCACGCCCUGCAGUUACGAGACGCCAUUACCACGCUGACGCACAAACUAAACAGCGCACACAGGAAGGAGGCAGCCAAUGAAUUGGCUUUGGCAGACCUACGCGGUGUUCAGGAGCGACUGAGUGCCCGUGAACGCUGUGUUGAGAGUCUGCGGAGUGAGAUCAGAGACAUGGCCGCACAGAGGGACAGUGGCCAGGCCGACCUUCAUCAGGCCAGACUACAAGCGGCACAACUCACCCUGCAGCUGGCAGAUGCCAACCUGGCACUGCGGGAGGCUCGUGCCAGCUGGGUGCAGGAGAGAGAGAGUCUACAGUGUAGCACUGAGAUGAUCAGGACGCAUUUGGACAGGCUAAAUGAUGAGAUCAAGCAGAAGGAAGAGCAGCUGCUGGAGGAAAGGAUGGAAAGGAACAAAGCAGAGGUGGAGCUAGGGCGAGAGAAAGACUGCAACCGGGUUCAGCUGAGUGAAACUCGAAGAGAGCUGCAGGAACUGAAGGCCAGUCUCCGGGUGGCACAGAAGGAAAAGGAGCAACUGCAAACUGAGAAAAAGGAGGUGAUUGAGUACAUCCACCAGCUGGAGCAGAGGCUGGAGACCCUGAGCGGCUCUAAAUGGAGCUUGACCGAGUUGUUGCAGAGUAAUCAAGCAGACAGCUCCCUCUCCGAGUCGGAAGAUGAGAAUCCUGAGGCACUAAGGCCUCUGAGUCACUACAGCCUCUGUGAGCAGCCCCAGGCUGAACAUCUCCUUGUUCUGCCCACUACUCCACCUCCGUCCCCACGAAUCCUGCACUCGUCUCAGGCCGUGGUAAUAAGUCAACCCGCUCCACUCUGCUCCCCACACCAGGCUAGUGAGGACACACACCCACACGUGCACAGCUCAGAGUCGGAAGAGGAGUAUGAAGUGUUUCAGUCAGGUGGGAAUAGCUCUGGAGAAGAGAUGGCUCUCCUCCUGCCUAACCACAGAAACAUUAUGCUCAGUGAUGUGGAAGAGAGCCCCCUGUGGUGAGGAGUGGAAUUACGAUAUCAGCCUGUUACAGGUCUUUGCACAGUCACACGUAUUGACAUAUGCAAUUUGCUUUGCGUUUUUAUUGUAAGCACUUUCAGUAAGCACAAGCUAAAAAAAAAAAACCACACAUGUACCUGUUUAAAUACUUAACACUACGAAUGCAUCAGUACAGAUAAGGGUGUCUGUAUCUCCUUCACUACGACUCAUAAGGAAUGCUCCAAUACAAGCAGCUGAUUCCACGUGAUAUGUCUGUUUGUGAUAUAACCGUGGUGUACAUGCCUUUUGCUAUUAAUUAAACCGAUGGCCUGAAUUAAGAACAAUA